This is a messenger RNA of Closterium sp. Naga37s-1, 555 nucleotides long. NCBI's taxonomy places the organism in Eukaryota, Viridiplantae, Streptophyta, Zygnematophyceae, Desmidiales, Closteriaceae. The record is from the annotation of a GenBank genome assembly.
AUGGAUCGAGCAUCACGAAGACGCCCGGCGUUGCUUCUCGUCCUUGCUGCUGUCGUCAGCGUGCUCUGUCUCGUGCAAGUCGCGUCAGCUUAUACCGGGUACCAGCAGAUGAUAGCGAAGCUCAAGACGAAGGGUUACAGCACGGCUCUCGCCGCGUGGCAGACGUCUGGCCUCAACAACACACUCAAGCAGUACCUGCCAACGUCGAAGAUGACGGUGCUGGUGCCGCGCAACAGUGCGUUCAGCAAGCUCACGGGCAGCUUCCAGUACUCCAAGCUAAAGAAGAAUCCAAAAGCGCUGCUGCAGGUCAUGGCCUUCCACGUGUUCAAGCAGCGCUUCUCCAACACUACCCUCCAGGCGGUUAAAGUGGGCACGCAGUUCGCCACUCUGGAUUACAAGUAUGUGAUGAAGAAGGCAGGCACCAAGCCAGCAAGGUUCACCAAGCUUGGAGCUACUGGGGGACUCAAAAUUAUCGCUGGAGACCUGUAUGUGGAUCCGCAGGUGAUUGUGCAUGGGGUGGAUACUGUCAUCAUCCCACCCAAGAUUGUCAAGUGA